UUUUAAUGUUCUUAAAUGAAUCAGCAGCAGUAGUAACCGGAACUUGCAGUUCUUAACACUGAAUAUGAAGGUUCUCUUUGUGUGCAUUGGCAACACCUGCCGCUCUCCCAUGGCCGCGGCCAUUCUAAGCCAUUUAAUUUUGAAGGAAAAUCUUCAGGACUGGCAUGUGGACAGUGCUGGGCUCAGGGAUUGGAAUGUGGGAGUUGAACCAAACCCACGAACCCAGAACAUAUUAAAGCAGCAUGGUCUUAAAACUAAGCACUUGGGUCGUUUGAUAACACCACAGGACUUUAUGGUCUUUGAUUACAUCCUGGCUAUGGACACCAGUAACUUGAUAGAACUUCAAGAAAUGGCUUCCGCGCUGGAGGUUCCACCCAAGAGCAAGAUUCAACUCUUGGGCAGCUACAUAGGUCGCAAAGAGGACGAAAUUAUCCAGGAUCCAUAUUUUAGUCAAGGCAUGGGAGGCUUCCAUACGGCCUAUCUACAAAUCCUGGAGAGCUGCGAAAAAUUCUUAAGACAACAAACUACUUUCAACGACAAAGAAUAAAACCUUUUCUAGAUAAACAAUUACUACAUUUUAAA
Messenger RNA from Drosophila kikkawai, 582 nucleotides. It is a transcript of the gene Argp, whose product is annotated as Arginine phosphatase. The record is from RefSeq and is a predicted model, not a curated record. Gene Ontology annotation, molecular function: protein tyrosine phosphatase activity. Lineage: Eukaryota; Metazoa; Arthropoda; Insecta; Diptera; Drosophilidae. Gene Ontology annotation, biological process: protein dephosphorylation.